GCCCGCGCGGGGCGCGCGCGCCCCCCUCGCGGCGGGGGCGAGGCCGGCGCGGGGCGGAUGCAGUCGCCGUACGGCGGCGCUUCCGUGGCGGAGCUGAAGCGGCGGGCGCGGGAGCUUCACGUGGAGAUACCCGCCGACCUCUUCGAAAAGGGCGAGCUCGUGCGCCUCGUGGAGGCCGCCGAGCAGCACGCCCGCGGGGCCGCCGGCAGUGGCGCCGCGCCCACGCCCUCGGGGGCCGCUGGGGCGCCGCGGGCGGGCGCCAGCCGGUCGCACACCGUGGCGGAGCUGAAGGCGCGGCUGCGGGAGCUGAACCUGGAGGUGCCCACCACGAUCGUCGAGAAGAGCGAGCUGCAGGAGCUGGUCCUGGAGGCGGAGCGCCAGCGCGCGCGCCCAGCCGCCGCCGCCCGGGUCUCCGCCGCCCGGGCCUCCGCCGCGGCGGAGGCGGCGGCCGCCGCGGCGGAGCAGCUGCCCUACCCGUGGAUGACCAAGGAGGACCUGCCGAAGCACGACUACCGGGACGACGCCUUCGGGGACGCCGCCGUCGAGCGGGUCCCCGACGUGGCGGUGUCCAGCGGGCGGGCGUGGAGCAGGUCGGGCUCGGUCGUGGCCGAGCGCGGCCCGCUGCAGCGCGUGGCAUCGCUGCAGGUGGAGGCCACGGACGCGGCUCCAAGCACCGAGGGGGCCGCCCUCUCGCCGGGGUGCGCGGAGAGGGCGGAGGACGUGGUGGUGGGCUCGCAGCUGACGUGGGUGCGGAACGAGAUGAUCGGCAGAGGAUCGUUGGGGAAGGUGUUCCGAGCGCUGGACAAGGCCACGGGCCGGACCAUCGCUGUCAAGGAGGUGCCCAUUGAUUCGAACGACGCCGACGACCAAGAGUAUCGGGAGGCGCUCGAGAACGAAAUCGAGAUUAUGCGGGACCUGAAGCACCCGCGCGGGCGACGGGUUCUUGGCUACCUCGGGCACGACUACCUGAACGGCUCCGUCUACAUCUACCUGGAGCACAUGCCGGGGGGCACCCUGACGCAGGCGCUGCAGCAGUACGGGCCGUUCGAGGAGUCGCUGAUGGCGCGGUACUCGAAGCAACUGCUCGACGGGCUGGAGUACAUGCACACGCUCUCCCCCUCGAUCGUGCACAGGGAUAUCAAAGGCAGCAACAUACUCAUAUCGCCAUUGACGGGAGGGCGAAGCUGGCAGACUUCGGUUGCUCGAAGCGGGCGAACAGGACGCUGA
Prorocentrum cordatum is the source of this 1227-nucleotide messenger RNA. The record is from the annotation of a GenBank genome assembly. NCBI's taxonomy places the organism in Eukaryota, Dinophyceae, Prorocentrales, Prorocentraceae.